UUGAAUAGCAGGGACCCGACAUCCAUGAACCUCUCCGGUCUGUGAAGCACAAAACCACCGGUGACCUCCCGCACACCAUCCCAGCUCGGCGUCCUCCCUGCAGUCCUGACGGGACGUGGUGACCUGUUGACUCUGGUGAACUGACACCCUGCGUCUCGUUCCGUCCACCUCCAUACCCCACCCCCUCAUCCCCUCAUCCCCUGUCCUGACCAGUCUCCGUGCUGCCGGCGGUGGAUUGGAGCACUCUGAUUGGAGGAUUUGCGAGGUGGUUUUUCGGUCUGGCGCCGCCUCCCCCCGGGGCCGGCGUGCGCUCCCAGCAGCCCGUGGUGCCCUGUGCCCCCCCCUCCCCGUCACUGCACAACAGAGCCCAUGCCCAAGGAGGAGUCGCGGUGCGUCCGCCAGGAGCCAUGUGCCUCCCUCACAGCAACAACAUGGACAGCAAGCUACAGGGGGCGGGGCCGGGGGGAGGGGCUAUACUUCGAUCACGAGCAGGAGGCGUUCCACUGGAGCCCUUCAUCCACCAGGUGGGGGGUCACACCAGUAUGAUGCGUUACGAUGACCACACGGUGUGUAAGCCUCUGAUCAGCAGAGAGCAGCGCUUCUACGAAUCUCUGCCUCCAGAAAUGAAAGAGUUCACUCCAGAGUAUAAAGGUGUGGUGCUGGUGUGUUUUGAGGGUGACUUGGACGGCUACAUCAACCUGGUGGCGUACCCUUACGUGGAGAGCAACAUGGAGGGGGGGCCCCCGGAGCACGAGGAGCGGGACCCCCCAGAGAGGGAGCAGCCGAGGAGGAAACACUCCAGAAGAAGCCUCCAUCGCUCCUCCUCCUCCUCUGAACACAAAGACGAGCGGAGCGACAGGAGGGAGGUGCACGACAACGACGCUUCUGAUAACCUGGCAGAGCUGAAGAGUCCGCGGCUCGACCCAAAGAUCCACUCGGACGUUCCCUUCCAGAUGUUGGACUGGAACAGCGGUUUGAGUUCAGAGAAGAUCAGCUACAACCCCUGGAGCCUGCGCUGCCACAAACAGCAGCUGAGUCGCAUGAGGUCUGAAUCCAAGGACCGAAAACUCUUCAAGUUCCUGUUGUUGGAGAACGUGGUCCACCACUUCUCUUACCCCUGCAUCCUGGACCUGAAGAUGGGCACCAGGCAGCACGGAGACGACGCCUCCGAGGAGAAGGCGGCGAGGCAGAUGAAGAAAUGUGAACAGAGCACUUCAGCGACCCUGGGAGUCAGAGUGUGUGGCAUGCAGGUGUACCAGCUGAACACGGGUCACUACCUCUGCAGGAACAAGUACUACGGCCGUGGCCUGUCGAUCGAGGGUUUCCGUCAGGCGCUCUACCAGUACAUGCACAACGGGAAGGUUCUGAGGCAGGACCUCUUUGAGCCGAUCCUGAAUAAGCUACGCAGCCUGAAGGCGGUGCUGGAGAGGCAAGCGUCCUAUCGCUUCUACUCAUCUUCACUGCUCAUCAUCUAUGAGGGACAGGAACCUGAGGCCCCUUCAGUCCUCAGCUCUGGUCAGCAUGCAGCCCUCAUACAGAAGACCCCUGCGGUCCCUACAGAGCCUCACCGUGGCCCCGGGCCCCAACCACCCCCAUCCACAGGAGCCUCCUGUGAAACGGACAUGAGCCAGAACCCAGCCUCUGGGUCUCUGCCCUCUCAGGGACCUGGACGUAUGGCUCCUCCCUCUCCCUCCCCUCAUCCUCCCCCACAGACCCCGUCCACCAAAUCAGACUGCCACUCCUUCCUCCCCCCUCUCUCCUCCACACACCCCCAUUCAGACUCCUUCUCCCCUGCUCCCAGCUUAAUGUCCUUCCCCCCUGCCCCUCCCCACCAGCCUCAGCAGCCCCCCCUGGUGGACGUUCGUAUGAUCGACUUCGCCCACUCCACCUUCAAAGGCUUCCGUGGCGACACAGCGGUGCACGAUGGUCCGGACCGGGGCUACGUGUUUGGACUGGAGAGCUUGGUCCAGAUCCUGGAGAGUCUGCGGGACGACAACCUGCAGUAGCUCCACACACACUCUCACACACACACACACACACACACACACACACACACACACACAGCUUGUUGUGAGUUAGUCCAGGUUGUGCUGCAGAGUCCUCAAGAAUCGGGACAGUUUGGCUGUGAGUAUGGAACAUGGGUCUGCAGGACGUCACCAUGGAAACAUGGGCAUUCUACAGUCAAAUAGUUACCAUAGCAACAACCAAGAGAUGGGACAGAGCAGCUAGAAAGGUGCAAAUUCCAGAUGAUGAACCUCUGUCUACCCGAGUUUCUCCACACACACACACACACACACACACACACACACAUAUUUGUAUAUCUAUCCUUGGGAGGAUCUUCAUUGACAAAAUGUGUUCCUUAACCAGUAAGCAUCCAAACUAAACACAACCUUUCACCCUCAACCUGAACUGAACCUUACGAUCCCCUCCACUCCAAAAUAGUUUUUUUCUUCUUGUUCCUUCGCUCAGUUCCGAGCUAUACCGUGCAAAAUUGUGUAGGUGCAGAGUUUGUUGAAGAGGAUGAAUGUUUUUCUCAGCUCUCCUUAACUCUGGUUGAAUCACAGUCCCGAAAACGAACGAGGCAGCGAGAAAUUUCAUUCUGCAGACAGAUUUGGGAUUUUAGAAAUAACAUGUUUAAACCUGAAAGGUAGUCUUUUUUAACUCAAGGGUUUCUUCAAGUCUUGACAUUCCCAGCAUGAAUGAUGAGUCUUGGCUAGUGCAAAUAGUGAUGUGUAGCGCUCUCCCCAACCCUCAACAGGAGGCAUUUGUGUAGACGGUAAACAUCAAGGGCUGCUUUCAUCGUGCCUAACUGAACGCAAAAGUCAGACUGUUUCCUACCUAGCUAGGUAAGUCUGUGCUAGGACACGAUGUAAGUUCUGCAUUAGUUUGCUUCUGUGAAUCAGGAGGUGGGAAAAGGCUGAUAAGCAGCCUGCUAGCCCAUAAUGCUAACCCAGCUAAUUUACAACCACAUCACCUCAGAUAAAGAAAACCACUGUAUGCAUCAGGACAGCCGCACCUCUCCACAAUGUUCUAGGUUAUUGUUGAAAUAACACACAUACAGAUGAGCACAGAUAUUUUGGGAGCCAAUCAAUUUUUUUUAAAAGGCAGGAGUAGGUGUAAUCCAAAAUAUGUUGAUUUGGUGGAUGCUAGAUUUAAAUUAUAAUUCAAAGUAGAGGUUUUUUUUAACAUCUGCUGCAGGGGGUCUUUCAACUCAGAUUUACGGUGAGCGGAGAAAAACAAAAAGAUAAAAGUGAAAUACUCUGCACACGCGUCAUCAAACAUACAAGACCAACACGACCUUUGAAGGGUGCAAGUAUAAGCCCAAGUGUCCGAACACCUAAGGUCAAACAAUUCAUGGUCCUCACCAGGAUAGAAAACACACACACAAACAUUCACACACAUAGACACACACGCGCGGGUAUAUCCUGGGAACAGUUGUCUGUGGAGCAGUUUGACAGACUGCUCCUCUCUGACCGACCAAUCAGCUGACUCCCAGGGGCCGCCCAUUGAAACCGGCCAACACUCACUUUACCCUCCACCUCUUCCUCCUCUCCCUACCCUCCUCCACCUCCUCCUCUUCACCCCUCUUUCUCUACAGAAACCAAACCUGGACAGGUGAACUGACUCUUUCUAGAGUUAACUUGACAACGCACUCAGAAACACAUCCAAGCAUCUGUUUAAAGCAAUAGACGGGGAAAUUAAGAAGGCGAUUUUUGUUUUGUUUUUCUUCAGCAGUGCAGAGGGCAGCAUCGCCCGCAGGGUGAAAAAGUGCAACAGAGAUUUGAAUCGUAGACGUAGGCUUUAAGGAGAGAAUAUAGAUCAUUUCUAUAACGCUGUAUGUCUGUUUUUUGGGCUUUGUUCAAAAACGUUAGUAGUCGGUGUCCUGUAAAAUCAUCCUCUGGGUUAUUGUGUAAUAUCGAGAGAAUUAAGUGUCACUUUCCCAAACUUGGUCUGGUGGUGUUUUUAUUAUUGUCAACAAAUCCCUUCAAAAGACUCAAACCAACAACAAGUGAUCCUCUAACAAGCACUGUGUGUAUCCAAAGCCUGAUUGAUCUCAUUCCCCUGAGCUCCACUGCUGUCUAAAUACUAUUAAAAACACAUCAGUGAGUCACACUGUUGCACUGGAAGACAUUUUCCUUCAUUACAAUGAACACAUAGUUUAUUUUAAGUCAAUCACACAAAGUCCUGCUGCUGGAAAAACUCACACAGGGCACCACAUGUAGAUUCAAACGCCACAGAAAAUAGUCCCCAAAAAUGCACUCCUUACACAGUCACUUUUUUGCUAAUACCAACUUUAUUCAUCUGUUUACAGAUAUUAAAACUAGUAGUGAGAACAGAAGUAGUAGUUUUUAUUUAAUGCCUUUCUUUGACAACAAGCAGUAGAGAGCAAUAACCGAGUUCUGUCCAUGGAAUCAAAUUUAGCUGUUCAAAACAGAAAUUCAACUAUCUUUUCUUUUUCUUCAUUUCACUCCUUUAUCAGCCUCAUGCAUGCGGACAUAUGGACUUUAAAACGUAUCACUUCUCUCAUUUUUAAUGACAAGUUUAGUGAGCUUUCUGAACUCUGUGUCAGCUCUGCUAGAAGCCCCAAAAAGCCAGGGAUGGUUACUGCAGCAAUAAGGUACAAUACGAUACCUGGCCCACCAUAAGGAUAAAAUCACGAUACAGCGAUUGUGCGAGAAUUAACACCCUGUAAGACAAUCAUAAAAUGACACAUCAAGGUAUCUGAUUAAGUGAAGAAUACAGAAUGCUACUAAAAAGGUAGAGCAUGAUUCAUGUAUUUAUUAUUCACUGCAGUACGGUGUCAGUUUCACGACUUAAAAAGCGUCAUUCUUUGACUUUUUCCAUCGCUGUCUGACAUAAUCCCGCUGUCUUCUUUUUCUGUUUGGAGCUCCGUAUUUUAUUUAUUGAUAAAGUAUCAAAAUGUAAGCACCAGGGAUUCAAUAAUCUUAACACAUGAGUCAGUACGACGAUAUGUUGCCGUAUCAAUAUUCUCUCCCGCCCCUAAAAACCUGCCAAAGAUCAUCUGAAAACACUGAUGUGAAACUGCUCUAUUCAUUGUUUUCACGCUCACAUCCUAAUGUGUUGCUAUAAUUGUUUGAGAAUAAUUUAGACCUUUGCAGGGAAUACGGCUUCCUGUUGUGAACUAUGAACACAGAAGGAACCGCUAAAGCUAUCUAGCAGAACGAGCACAGACAAAUAAGCUACGGGUUAUUUAGCCACCAAAAAGGAGCUUCUGAAAAACACUGGUUUUUAAAAUGAAGCUGCUUAAUCAGAGAUGUUUUUUAAAGCUUUAAUCAGUGUGUGUGUGUGUGUGUGUUUGUUUUGGAGAGAAGGAGACCUCUCUGGAUAUUUAUAUCAACACUAGAGGGUUAGUAGAGUUCACAGCCUGUCGUGCUGUUGCUCCUCCGUUUCUCUGUGUGCAAUCACACAGCUAAGGAAACAAACAAAAGUCAAGAAGUUUGACUGACGACAGGAGGGUCCUCUCAGAUGCUCAUCGACUAAUGAUUUGAAUCUUUGACUUUUAAGUGGCGGCCCUAGAAAUUUUAAGAGGGUCUCUGAUUGGGGGCUUUGGCGUUUGUGGAUAUAUUCUUCAUAGACAGGCUAUCACCACGUCCUCUUCACACUAAAUACAUGUAGCUCUUCUGGAGCUUUUGGUCUUCCUCUUGAGGAAAGUUGCUCAAGAUCUGUUGGAGGAACUGAAAUUGUUGGAUUUGGUCUUUUUGGGGGGAUUUGUUGACAACAAAAUAUUUCAAAUGAAACCAGCCUAAUUCUUUUAAGUUGGGGCUGGGUGAUGUGGUUGAAUGACAAGAAUAUUUAAUAAGAAGAAUAUUUUUCUUACAUAUAUUAUAUUCAUAUAUAUCUAUAUAUAAAUGUGAUAAAAUCACAUUAUUAAAAAGUCUGCAAAAUCACUCUAAAUCAUCAAAAAACAAAGCUGGAUGGUGCCCUCUUUGUCUGCAAAUCAGAAAACAAAUACUGUUUCCUGUUUCUUCCUUUUUUAAUUGGAGUAAUUGAAUUUGGACAGAACAUGAAAAUUAAAAACAUCUUGACAAAUUGUGAUGAUUAUGUCUCAAUAAUAAUGUUGACUUUGCACCCAGCCCUGCCUCAAAUGUGUCACCAUGACACAAAAAAAAAAAAACAGUCUCAGAAUGAUCCUCAAAGACUAAUGUUAAGACGUCACCAUCUUUCUCAUCUGAUUGGUCCUGAUGAGACAGUGUUAACCAAUCACAUUUGUCCAUUUAUGCUUCCUUCAUUGAGUUCCAGAGGCCUGCUGUGACACAGCGCCGCCCCCUGCUGGACAGCAACAGAAACUCACCUCCAGAGGCUGGAAUAAAAGAGAGCAAAUAUGAAUAUUUUAUUUUUGGUUUAUUGAGGUGAUAAUUUAUUUUUUUAUUGUACCCUUCACCGAUGUGUGUGGGUGGAUGUUUUGUCUUUUACAUGUCCGCCCCAAAAUGUAUAAAAUGUAAAGAAGUUAAGACACAGUGUGCAAGAAACGCAGUAUUAUUGGAGCUCACUCAAGUCUGUUUGUUCUGCUGCUGAAUGAAGACUUUUUGGGUAUCAAACAAAAUCACAUUAAUGUUUAAUGAAGAAAAAUUCUCACAGAAAAUUCAGACUUCAGUCGCUCACUGAGCCCGACACUUGUGCCUGCUGAGGAGAUGUUGCUCAGGUGGGAAGCUCUUCUGAACGUGUGUGUGCGUGUGUGUGCGUGUGUGUGCGUGUGUGUGCGUGUGUGCGUGUGUGUGUGUUAGACACCAUCAUUAGUCUUUGGUUUGUUUCACUUCACAUUUAAGGAGUCGGUAAAGAAGUGCAUGCACAUUAACGCCCUCCUGUUCGGGUCAGUUUCCUUCACAGCGUCAAACCUUCCUGUUACAGACGUCACUGAGUCGAAAGCGGUGACGUCCAUGUGUCCUCUCUCAGAUCAUGAUUCUUCAUCAUAAGUGUUAGCCUCCAUGAUCGAUCAGUUAUUUAGCAGCGUUUUCUGCAUCUGACAUCAUCCUGACUGUUUGUUAGAACAGUGAAAGUACGUGAGAUUAAAUCUUUCCAGAAGC
Molecule: messenger RNA, 7046 nt
Organism: Labrus mixtus (cuckoo wrasse)
Lineage: Eukaryota; Metazoa; Chordata; Actinopteri; Labriformes; Labridae
Gene: ip6k1
Product: inositol hexakisphosphate kinase 1
Exons: 9
Coding region: 408-2006 (532 amino acids)
Biological process (GO): phosphatidylinositol phosphate biosynthetic process; inositol phosphate biosynthetic process
Cellular component (GO): cytoplasm; nucleus
Molecular function (GO): inositol hexakisphosphate kinase activity
Source: RefSeq, a predicted model, not a curated record